UAUGGCGUCGACUACAGUUUCCAAUGUAAAUUAUUAAAAAUAUACAAGCAUCUUCUGUUGUAAGUUUACACAUCAUCGCAUUUAUUUAUAAACUUAUAAAAUAUAAAUAUUAUUUAUGUAUUAUAAUUAAAUAUAUAAUUAAAUAAAAGUGUGAAAAUGGGAGUACCAGCAUUCUUUCGUUGGUUAAGCCGUAAAUAUCCAUCAGUAAUUAUAGAAUGCAUCGAACAAAAGCCGAUAAAUGCGGAUGGUGUUCAAGUACCGAUAAAUACAACGGAGCCAAAUCCCAAUGGAGUUGAGUUUGAUAAUUUAUAUCUGGAUAUGAAUGGAAUUAUUCAUCCUUGCACUCAUCCUGAGGACAAGCCAGCUCCAAAAAAUGAGGAUGAAAUGAUGGAGGCGAUUUUUGAAUGCAUUGAUCGGCUGUUUCGUAUUGUGAGACCAAGAAAACUUUUGUACAUGGCCAUUGAUGGUGUAGCGCCAAGAGCUAAAAUGAACCAGCAGAGAUCUAGGAGGUUUCGUGCAUCCAAGGAAACAAAUGAAAAAAUAAUUGAAAUGAAUCGAAUCCGCUCGGAGUUGGCUUUAAAAGGCGCGUAUUUGCCGCCAGAAAAACCUAAGGAAGAUCACUUUGACAGCAACUGUAUUACACCUGGUACCCCAUUUAUGGCCCGAUUAUCAGCUUGCUUACAUUACUAUAUACAUGAAAGAUUAAAUAACGAUCCGGGAUGGAGAGGCAUAAAAGUUAUCCUGAGUGAUGCCAAUGUACCUGGAGAAGGAGAGCACAAAAUAAUGGAUUUUAUCAGACGACAAAGGGCACAACCUGAUCACGACCCUAAUACUCAACAUGUAUUAUGUGGAGCUGACGCGGAUUUAAUAAUGUUAGGACUGGCAACUCACGAGCCUAAUUUUACAAUCAUCAGAGAAGAAUUCAAGCCCAAUAAACCACGACCAUGUGACAUCUGUGGACAACUGGGUCACGAAAUGAAAGAUUGCACUGGAGCAGAACCAGAUCAAGCCAAAGAAGUGAUGGCAUUUGGAUCCGAGUGCGCAUUCAUCUUCGUGCGAUUGAAUGUUUUGCGUGAAUAUUUAGAACGGGAAUUACAGAUGCCAAAUUUACCUUUUAAAUAUGACUUCGAACGCGCUAUUGAUGACUGGGUAUUUAUGUGUUUCUUUGUAGGAAAUGAUUUCCUACCGCACUUACCCUCACUUGAAAUAAGAGAAGGCGCAAUAGAUCGACUUGUAAAUUUGUAUAAGAAAACAGUUUACAAAACAGGUGGAUUUCUAACCGACAGCGGUGACGUUAAUUUGGACAGAGUCCAAUUAAUUUUAUCAGAUUUGGGUGAAGCGGAAGACGAAAUUUUUAAAAAACGACAAGCUAAUGAAAUAGCUUUUAAACAACGUGAAAAAUCUAAGAAAAGACGACUGGAAGCUAUCAGCAAUUUUAAACCCAGCUGGAUACCGACUGGUCAAUUCGCCCCGACUAUGCUGGGUCAGGACGUCAAACCUGUACAGAAUGCUCGACAUGAAGCCUAUCAAAUGCGUAUGCAAGGUCGUAAUUAUAAUACGAGUUCUACUGAACGCGCACUUGGUACAGUCAAUGCAGCAACCGGAUUGCAAGCAAUGAUGGUGCCGGAGAAUCAGAAGAACUUUGGAACCAAACGUAAACGCGAAGACUCUGACGAAGAAGAAGAAGAUUAUCAAGCGAAUGAUGAAGUGAGACUGUGGGAAGAUGGGUUCAAAGAUCGUUACUAUGAAUCUAAAUUUGAUGUCAAGUCGGAAAAUCUUGAGUUCAGAAAUAAUGUAGCGCUUCAUUAUGUUCGUGGGUUAUGUUGGGUCUUACGUUACUAUUAUCAGGGAUGCGCAUCAUGGAAAUGGUAUUUUCCUUAUCACUAUGCUCCAUUUGCAAGUGAUUUUGUAAAUAUCAAUGGUCUUUCGACAGAAUUUGAAAAAGGAACGGUGCCAUUUCGUCCGUUGGAACAGUUGAUGGGUGUAUUUCCGGCGGCUAGUAGCAGUCAUGUUCCGAAACCUUGGGCGUCAUUGAUGAGUGACCCUAAGUCACCAAUAAUUGACUUUUAUCCAGAAGAUUUUAAAAUAGAUCUUAAUGGUAAAAAGUUUGCUUGGCAGGGUGUUGCUUUGUUACCAUUUGUUGAUGAAGUGAGAUUAUUCAAAGCAUUGGAACCUUAUUAUGAGUGUCUAACUGAAGCUGAAAAAAAACGUAACGUGAAAGGUGACGACAGAUUGUAUAUUGGUCCCGGUAAUUCUGGAUAUGAUUUAAUAAAAGGACUGUAUAAAAAUAAAGUAGAUUUUAAUACAGAGACUGAAAUAUCAAUUGAUGGAAUGCGAGGUACUGUUUUAUUAGCCGAAGAUUGUGUGAAUGAAGGUGGUACUUUACCUUCACCUGUCAACGGCUUACCAGUUCGAAAUAAUCAAGUUUAUUGCGUAAGAUUCCGUGACCCCAUGUUUAGCAGCCAUCAUAUUUUCCCAGCUAAACGACUAAAAGGUGUAAAAGAACCUCCUCGUGUGUUAAAACCACAAGAUUUUGAGCAAAUGCAUAAUCGUGAUGGUAAAAACCCAUGGGUACCAAGAACCGGUUUCUCAGCACCAACUCAGAAAGCUUUGCUGGGUGAUCCAGGACACCGGAUGCUUGGACAUCAUCUUAACAGGAAUCAAGGUCAAUAUUCAGCAGUUCCUGCUCCACAGAAUUCAUACAAUCAGCCGCGUGGUUAUUCAAGUGGUUAUCAAACAUCGUCAGGCCAAAGUGGUUAUUCGAGUUAUUCCGGUAACAAUUUAGGGAAUAAUUCUGGUCAUCGUCAAAAUUAUCAGCCACGCAAUAACACCGGGCCUUGGUCUACCGGUUACGGAAUGCCGAAUGCUCAAUAUCAACCUCGUUACCAGCAAUCAAAUCAGCAACAAUACAUGCACCAUCAAAAUUCUUACAGAAACAAUUUAAAUCAUCAUCAAGGGUCUGGUAAUUAUUCAUCAAAUUACAAUCAAGACAGAAAUAAACAGUACAACCAAUAUGGCGGGGGCGGAGGUAACAGACGUAAUCGAUAAGAAAUCAUGAGUGCAAUUAAAUGCAAUUAAUGGGUAGGGUAUAUUAUAUAUUAAGGAAUAAUUUAAUUCGACAACAAAGUGCUGGCCUAUUUAAUAAAAUAGCCAGCAAUCAAAAAUUUUUUAUGCACCUGUCUCGUAAAUUAAAUAUAACUAUCAUUCAUAUUUAAGAAUAUAUAUAUUUGUCUUUCGAGUAAGUUUUAAAUUCAGGUCGAUGUGUAAUUUCUAAAUCGACCAUUCAAAUAAUAAGUUCGCAUAAUAGUAAAUAUAAUCGAUUAAUUGUAACCAUAGAAUUUUUUAUUUCGUGUGCUUGAGUCGCGGAAAAAAAAUCAAAUAAAAAAUAGGAAAAAUUUGUAAAGUAAAACUAUAGAACCACAUAAUGGAAUACGAUAAUAUUUACUUUUGGCAACAGUAAAAAUUAUGUUCCAUUAGUGCGCUGAGAAAAAUUAUUUCCGAAUUCGAAUGUCGUUUACUUUAUAGGCAAUUUUAUCCGGAGAAAAAUGGAGACAAAAAAUGUACGAAUUUUUAUUAUGCUGUCGACGAAACUUACAACUGUUGCAAGUUUCGUCGACCUCUGGUGGAAAAUUUUCGGACUUUUGUUGAAAAAGUCUUUAGAGCUUUAGAACAGAGUUUUUUAGACAGAGGUUCGAAAAAUUUACAUUAGGGACUGCAUAAUAAGAAUUUGGAUAUUUUUCUAGCCUUUUUUUCCAUGUAUAGUAGCGUGUUUAAAAAAAAAACAGAUUUUUUUUUAUGGUAUCCAAAAAAUGAAAGUAUAACUAAAAAUAAAAAUUUUGGCACCAAUCCGGGCUCUUAAUAAUGAUAUUAAGGUUUGCCUCAAUCCAUUUUUCUAUUUUCCAUUUAAAUAACAUGGAAAAAAAAUUUUUUUUUUUUAGAAUUUUCUAGCUCACAGACUAAUCAACGAAUUUCUUUGCACAAUGAAUGUUUUUGUAGGAAAUUGAACGCUCUACAAAAAAAAAGUUUUUUAUCAUUUUUUGAUAAAUCCCAUUGUUUAAAAGGUAUUUAAGCUUCAAUUCAAAUUUAUAGUAAAUUUGAAAUUUUUUUCUUUUCCGGCGAAACUAUCAGUCUUAUCAAAAAAUGUCAUUGGAACUUUUUGUAGAUAAUUUUAUUUCUUACAAAUUAUUACAAAUAAAGUUUUUCGAAAUUCCGCAUUGUUUUCUAGUUAUUUUCAUUUCAAUGUCAAGAUUUUAAAAUCAAUCAGAAAUCUAUUUUUUUAAGAGCUUGACAUUGAAAUGUAAAUAACUUGUGAACAAUGUGGAAUUUCGAAAAACUUUAUUCAUAAUAAUUUCUAAGGAAUCAAAUUAUCUACAAAAAGUUCUAAUGACAUUUUUUGAUAAGACUGAUAGAUUCGCCGGAAAAGAAAAAAAUCUCAAAAUUUACCUUAAAGUUGACUUGAAGCUUGAAUAACUUUUGAACAAUGAGAUUUAUCAAAAAAUGAUAAAAAACUUUUUUUGUAGAGCGUUCAAUUUCCUAAAAAAACUUUCAUUGUGCUAAGAAAUCCGUUCAUUAGUUUGUGAGCUAGGAAAUAUUAAAAAAAAAAAUUGUUUUCCCGUUAUUUAAAUGGAAAAUACAAAAAUGGAUUGAGGCAAACUUUAUUAUCAUUAAUAAGAGCUCAAAUUGGUACUAAAAUUUCUAUUUUCAGUUAUACUUUCAAUUUUUGGAUACCAUAAAAAAGAAAAUUGUUUUUUUUUUUUUUGAAACAUUUUAAUGGAUAGAUUAAGAAAAUAUGUCAUUGUCACUAUAGCAAUAACGUGUUUACUUGAAUCAAAUAGUUUUUACUUACAACUGCGAAUCAUUUUUCUCAGCGAUUUUAGUUUUCUUUCUACUAGUAAUUAAAAGUAAAUUUUAAGUUCUGUUUUUUCCGUGUUAAAAUUUAUGAUAAAAUUCUUUAUCAAUUGUAUUGUAAAUGAUCAUUGUAAAUGUGAAGAUUAUUCACUAAAAUCAAAUUGAAAAAAAAUAUAUGUACAUACAUAUAUGUAUUAUUGAAAAAAUAAACCCUACAAUUUAGAGUAAACUUAGGCCGAAACAAUAGAAAUAAAACUAAAAAUUACUCAAAAUUGAGUAUUUUUGACUCUAUAACCAAACAAUAUUUAGAAACACCAGAGAAAUUAUUCGUCCUGGCCUCAAUUUACUUAUAAUUGUAGAGUAAAAUUUGUUAUAUAAUUUUUCUAUGUAUAGUCCUUAUUUAGGUUGAUUUUUAAUUUUGGAGCUCUUGUGAAUUUGAAUGAUUUGAAAUAAACUAAAAAUUAAUCUACCAAAUCUUCGGGUUCUCGUCUUCAGUCAUAGGUUAGUUUCUAACCUGCAAACAUUGAUCAUGGUUUUUAUUUAUGCACAAUAUUAUUUGAAAGACCGAAUAAUUCUUUUAUGUCUUUCACAAUUCAGUGGACGAACGAAACUAACCUUGUUAAUUUACACAAUGAAAUACAUCUUAGUCGUUUUAUGAAAUAGUAAAAAAUAUUUGGACAUAUCUUACAACAGAGAGCUUGCAUUUGUCAAAAAAUUAUGAACAAAAAUAUCUGAUACCAAGCAAAUUUACUUUGAUAUGAAUUAGUAAAAAUUACUACUGCUAGUGAAAAGUGAACCACUAUUUGAAUUAUUGGCGCUCUAUUUACUAAUAAAUUGUGAAUAGUCACUCUAUUUUUAUCUUUUACAUUUUUAGCCCACUUAAUUUACUCUCAAGUGUUGUAGGGGGAAAUUAACUACUACGAGUAAUUUUUUUUUUUUUUUAUUCUUUUUAAAAAUAUUUAUAUUAAUUCAUAUUCUAAGGCAAUUAGAUGGUUUUUGAAUUUCUUAUAGAAAUUUCAGCCUAUUCAUUGUAAUUUUUAUUGUAAUUCAAUAUAAAUUUUAUAAAUUGAAUCAUCAACUUUUUAUCAUAACUGACGAGUAAAAAUUGAACUAGAGAGAAUUUAUUUAGACAGCCGCUAGGUGUCAUUUUUACUCGUAAGUAUGAGUAAAAAUUAAUCUGAUUGAUUUUUACUCACUGAAAGAGUAAAAUUUCGUAAUUCAAAAGUAAAAAGUCGUAAUGGCCCAAGAUUACUCGAUUUAGAGUAAUUUUUAUAAUAAAUAACAUGACAAUAUUUAUACGGAAAUUCUUUCCGUGUAUGCUACCAUAGCAUUUUAAACGAGAAUCAUUUCUCCAUGUAUCAAUUUAUCAGCAUUCGAAUGCUCCAGUUAUAUAUUCGAUUUCAAAGUAUCGAUUCAAAAUGAGCUUAUUAAAUGCUCGGAGAGUGAAUACUAUAAUUUUAGAUUUUUAUAAUGGAUAUCAGUAUUUAUAGCCAAUAUAUACUUAGAGUUUUAUUUGAUUCAAUUUUAAUAGAUUUUCAACGGCCUAAUUUAUGAAGAGUUAUAGUAAUGUAAUAGAAAAUACAGCUUUUCUAAUUUUUUUUCCGAGGCCAGUAAAAUGCAGUAACGCGCUUGUUAAUUUUUAAGUUACAUGUAUUUUUAUUAAUGCAUAGAGACUGCAUAGAGUGACAUUCAUUUCUGUAGAGUAAUAACCGUUGCUUUUAUUUAUUUCAAAGAUUUGAAUUCCCUAGGGAGCAUCAAUAUCUGAAAUCAUCUCCAAAUGAAGUCUAUCCUAAUAUACAAAUAGUUAAAUAAGCUUUUUUGUUACUAUAAUCCACCAAAAUUGAAUAAACUAUUUCUUAAACACUAAAGUGUUUUAUUUUUAUGUAUCAAGACGAAAGUCGA
This is a messenger RNA of Microplitis demolitor, 6750 nucleotides long. RefSeq names its product 5'-3' exoribonuclease 2 homolog (gene Rat1). Gene Ontology annotation, cellular component: nucleus. Lineage: Eukaryota; Metazoa; Arthropoda; Insecta; Hymenoptera; Braconidae. Bases 157 to 3048 code for a protein of 963 amino acids. Gene Ontology annotation, biological process: nuclear-transcribed mRNA catabolic process. Gene Ontology annotation, molecular function: 5'-3' RNA exonuclease activity; zinc ion binding; RNA binding. The record is from RefSeq and is a predicted model, not a curated record. The transcript is spliced from 6 exons.